AAGUUCAAGCCGACUUAUACUGCAGUCACUCUCUCUUUUGAUGUUCAUCGCAUUUCAUUUCACAAAAUCAGGAUAGAGGCUUGAAUCUACAGCCGCCACGAUGACUGAAGCGGAGAUGAGUUCCAGCUCAAGAAGAAUACUGGCUGUGGCCCUUGAGAAUGAGACAGCAGUUUUGUCAAAGUUGGUCAAAGACCUCACAGGAUCAGCCCCAGAAUCACCAGAUCCCUCUCUCGGCAUCGCAGGCACAACUCAUAGCCUCGCUCUCAAAACACCAUACUAUUCCACCACAGUUCCCAUCUGGCUUGAUCUCAUCGCCUCACCUUCUGAAUGGUCAGAGUCAUUUCUCUCUCCCGAAGCCGCCGAAGUGCUCGCCGUGUUAGGAGGUGUAGUAGUAGUCUUCACCGCAGGUCCGAUUUCAUCGUCAAAGGAUCACCCGGCAAAGGAACUAGUAGAGCACAUCGGCAAAGUCCUGAAGAAGGGACUAGGAGGGUGGGAGUGGGAUGGCGUAGGACUAGCUAUCGGCGUGGGCGGAGAUGGGAACGAAGAAGAAUGGGAUGAGAUCUGCGCAGAGGCUGGAUUGGAGUUUGUGUCUCUUGGUGGAAAAGGCGAUACUGGUCGUAACGAAUUUGGCGAAAAAACUGGUGUUGCACGAGUAAAGGAAGCCCUCGAAGCAAAUGACUGGUCUCAAAUUGAAGCACCACUCUCAGAUUCCGAGUUCGGCGACUUUGAAACCAGCUCAGCCAAAGCAGACGAAGACGACAAAGAAUUAGAUCCCCAAAAGAUGGGAUUUGGCUUUGACAAAACAGAUUUCGAAGGUCUACGACGCGCCAUAUGGGAGUCCAGCCAGGAUGUUGAAGAACCCUCAGAAUCCAGCAAGGCGGAGACUAGCAAGGAGGGUGCUUCUGGGGGAAUUGGGUUGGAGGACCUGGAUGAGGACGAGAUCGCCAAGAUCGAGAAGAUGAUGAGAAAACUCCAAGCUGUAAGGGAAGCCGGCGAGGGGAUGGGAGAGGAGCAGAGGAAGAGAAUGGCGGCCAGGGCAGUAGAGGAGGUGAUGAGGGAUCUCUGAACUGGAAUAGGCAAUAUGUGAAUCUCUU
This is a messenger RNA of Fusarium oxysporum Fo47, 1094 nucleotides long. Its product is annotated as adaptin-binding domain-containing protein. Gene Ontology annotation, biological process: vesicle-mediated transport. Bases 101 to 1066 code for a protein of 321 amino acids. The transcript is spliced from 3 exons. NCBI's taxonomy places the organism in Eukaryota, Fungi, Ascomycota, Sordariomycetes, Hypocreales, Nectriaceae. Gene Ontology annotation, molecular function: protein-macromolecule adaptor activity. The record is from RefSeq and is a predicted model, not a curated record.